GACCUGGUGGAAUCCACACCUUGAUCCAUGUGGUGUCUGUUAUCUUUACAAAAGGAGGACCUGGUGAAAAGUGAUGGCAGUGUAUGGAAAGCCAGGGGUGGGAAACCUCUGCACUUCCAACCCAGGUCUUCAUUCCAGCCAUGUCUUUGAUUACCAAAUUUAACCAACUGAACCUUUUAAUUACACAUAUUAAACCUACAGUACAUGGCCCAUCAGGACGGGACUUGCCAAAUCCUGUUUCUGCAGUAUUGUGGAAAACAAGCUCAAGGUAGGUCUUCUUCAUGCAUUUUCUUUGGAUUUCACGUUCCUAGGCCUCACCGGAGAGUGAAAAUGCUGCUGAUGGGAAGCAGUCCCAGCGUGUUGAGGAUCAGAUCAAUGAUGAGCAUCUCCACAGAAUCGAGCGCAUGUUCCGCGAGGCAGAUGUAGACGGGGGUGGAGGUGGGAAUCCUCUCUUUCUCCCCUUUUUGUUUUAUUCCAUAAGGACGGGUAUAGAUUCCCAACUGGAGGGCAGAAAGGUCAGUGAUACACAGUACAGGGGUGUGAAUCGAAACACACACACACUUCCUGAUUAUUCUCCACCACACAAUAAGAUGAAAGGUUUUACAAUCUUGCCCUGGAACCACGUUUAACACUUCCUAGUUUGUUGCCAUUUGCUGUGGUAUGUUAAGGGCUCUGCUGAGUUUUACACUGGUAUAGUAAUGGUAGCCUCGUGGUACUUUUCCUUUUGAAGGACUGCAAAGUAAUUUUGAAGAUACGUUUUUGUGCUCUGUAGGCUUGGAUAUGGAGGAGUUCCGAGAGGCCAUGAAGAAGAUCAUGGGUGAGGUGGAUGACGAGGACCUGGAUAUUAUCUUCAUGAAGGUGGACACCAACUGCGAUGGCUCUGUGGACUGGGACGAGUAUUUGAACUACAUGCUGCUGGAGUACCGUGAGAAGGACUCUUUACAUAGACAGAACCGGCCUCUCUUCUUCCCCAAGCCACUGAAGCUCAUUCCAGUCACAUGGUUCACUGGACACACCCGGCAGGCUGAGAAGAAGGAGGAUAAGACAAGCUUACCCAAGGCCCUGACACAGCUAGGACGCUACAUGUCCAUCAGCCGGGACGGGUUCCUCAACUACUGGAGCGAGAGGUUCAAGCUAAUCCGCACUGUCCACGUGAAACGAAAGCAAGCCCAGCAGAUCUGGGUGACGGACAUGGUCUGUAUGCCCAAUAUGAACAUGUUGGCAGUCUCCUCGACAGAUAGGGAUAUAGGUGAGAAGACGGAUGGUAAAAAGGGAGUAUUUAGUAUUGGAGAUGCAAGGGGGAACAUAGUGGUCCUGACUUCCUUGGAUGUAGUUCGCUACGGCCUGUUCAGCAUGCCUGGCUUCUCCACCACGUCAGGUGGAUCUUGCAGGAUUCCAAUACAAUCUGUGUUCAAAAACACAUCCAGCAUUUACUGUUGUUACAAAGUGAAUUCUCUCCUCAAUGACUGGUGUCGUAGGAUCCAGUUCAUCCCGGAGCUCAAUGCUGUCAUCACGUGCUCCGCCUGUGAUCAGACUGCCAUGGUCCUGACCACCCUGCCUCACGCCAACAAAAGCAGAAUCCAAAACUCCACAUUUUUUUUAAAAAAGGGGAUCCUCUGCUUCGAUUAUACACCUGAAUGGAAUCUCAUUGUGACAGGUGGGUUCGACAGAAUUGUGAGGAUGUGGAACCCCUAUGUGACCAACACUGCCACCUCCCAAAUGAAAGGGCACAACUCUGCAAUCACUCACAUUGUGGUCAAUGGAAAAGCCAACAAGAUCAUCAGCAUCUCAAAAGAUAAAAACCUGCGUGUGUGGGAUCUGGAUGAUUGCACCUGUUUCCAGAACAUCCACUCCAGAAACAUGAAUCUUGGGAGGUUCCCCAUCUCCGACAUCCACUACAACAAGGAGACCAAUACACUGUCCCUCGCUACCUUCCUGAUUGGGGUUCUACAAGGCGCUAUAGAAGAUGCAGAAGCAAGUUUUAAGGGACUCACAUCUCACGAGCAGCCGCUGUGUGCUGCUCUCUAUAACAGCAACUUCAAAGAGGUGGUGAGCAGCUGUCACAACGGACUGGUGAGUGUCUGGGACAUCCUGACUGGGGAGAAGGUCAUGCAGUUCCUCACCUCCAGUGAGAAGGGGGUGGAGGUGACGGCCAUGACUUUUGACGGGCCCAAAAGACGACUCAUCACCGGAAGCAUGGACGGCACCAUCAAACUGUGGAACUUUAACAACGGAGCCUGUCUCUGGGAGCUGCCCAAGUUCAACAACACAGAGGUAACUGGAAUUCUGUACCUUAACCAGAGAAUUGAUGUUUCUGGCUGGAGCAAGUAUGUCAUGUGGUACCUAGAUGCGAAGGAAGAUGAUGAGCUGGAGUACAGGCAGUGGAAACGCUACCACUCUGAGGAUAUCUUCUCUAUGGACAUGCACAGCAACAAGCUGCUAGUGACGGCCUCCUACAGCGGGGAUAUCAUUGUGUGGAACAUCGACUCUGGACAGGCUUUCUGCAGGUUCAACCCCUACCAGAGCCCCCAGCCACUCCUGCCUGUCCGGGUAGGCAAGGGGGUCAGGACUCACUCUGACAUGUGCAAUAGCAUGAGUGAAGAAGUUAAGCCCAAGCAGGACAAGUCCCCAGAUCAUGCAGAGGAUGUUAAUGAGCCCUGGGCCAACCUCAGGAAAUCAAAUUUGACAGACGGAUCCUCAUCCAGCACCCUCUCCAGCCAGCACAGUGCCCUCGCAUUGGCACCCCUAGUCAUGAAGAGUUCCAGCCUCGCUAACUCCAAGCAGGAUAUUUGGAGUGUUUUGAAUGAAAAUAGUUUAGGUGUGGACGGCAAGGUGGAGGAAGAAACGAGCGCCAAAAGAGAACCGAAAAAAGCCUGUCUGGGGAGGAAGAAGAAGAGGGAAGAGGAGAGAAUUGAAGAGAAGCUGGAGAAACCCAGACUGGCUGUGGAGAAGGUUUUCUUCCUUCGCACGCGGGAACGCAGUCCUGACACCGCGAUCCUGCUCUCCAGCGCUGCCGACGGCUACAUCUAUGCUUGGUCUAUCAGCCACCAGGGGGGGCUACUGGGCAAAUUCUGCGCAGUGAACACAGAAGAGACGUCUGUCAGCACCAUGGCCACCGACGAGAAGAGUCAGAUCCUGUUGACUGGGGAUACCAACGGGUACAUCAGGAUUUGGGAAAUUGAAAAUUACUGUUAUCGUACAAAAGAAGAAAAGAGGCCUGCGUCAAGCGAUGGAGUGAACAAGGGCCUAAGACUGCCAGACCUCAUCCCAGAGUACUGCAGAAUGCAGGGGCCGAAGAGCGAUGAUAUUGAGGCAGAAAAAGAGGUACAGGAUGGAUGGACCACCUCUCCAGUCCCACCCACACUGCUGAGCUCCUGGAGGUGUCAUUUGCAGCGUAUAGUCCACGUCGAGUAUGUGGACAGGUUUCAGUUGAUCGUCACGGCUAGUUUAGACUGCAAUGUCCGUCUUUGGAGCAUUGCAGGCAAAUACAUAGGUACAUUUGGCCAGGCUCUAUGGCAGGUGCGGGUCCAGCCAGGCCUUCUCACCCAGCUGCCUGCUGAUUUAAAGACAGUCGCCUCCUGCCAAACCCUGAAGGUGCUGAAUGAGGGCACUCGCCCCCACUGGGCGUAAGUGAACCCUGCAGAUAAUACAGCUUCAACUCCUGCACCCAUUGAGGCACAGGCAGCUAACAUUGUGUGCUGGACUCACUAAGCAUUUACUUAUGUGUGCAAAAAGUCUAAUGUUAUAUUUCUAAACCAAUAUGUUAAUAUAGGACUUUCUACAUUCAUCUUUCUUUUAAUAUACUAACUCAGCUGAUAAUGUUUUGCUGAAGAUGUGCCAAGAAGAUCCUGGAGACGCUGAGCCAUCAGAAGCAGCAGCACUCCCAGACCAUCCAUUUUAUGAAGGGCUCAAUGCCCCAGGAUGCCAGUUCCAAGCUGCAGGAGAUUUUGCAGAACAACCCCGUCAUUGCCAACUACACCAACAAUAAGAUCAACAUCACCUGGAAAAAGUGGGAAGUGAAGGG
Acipenser ruthenus (sterlet) is the source of this 4024-nucleotide messenger RNA. Its product is annotated as WD repeat-containing protein on Y chromosome-like. Bases 781 to 3630 code for a protein of 949 amino acids. The record is from RefSeq and is a predicted model, not a curated record. The transcript has 21 exons. Gene Ontology annotation, molecular function: protein binding; calcium ion binding. Lineage: Eukaryota; Metazoa; Chordata; Actinopteri; Acipenseriformes; Acipenseridae.